Molecule: messenger RNA, 1194 nt
Organism: Lucilia cuprina (Australian sheep blowfly)
Lineage: Eukaryota; Metazoa; Arthropoda; Insecta; Diptera; Calliphoridae
Gene: Cpr56F
Product: pro-resilin
Exons: 2
Coding region: 114-731 (205 amino acids)
Cellular component (GO): extracellular matrix
Source: RefSeq, a predicted model, not a curated record
AUUGUUACAGUAUCAAAUCCCAUUCAACCAUCUUCAUAAGAAGAACAACUUAAGUAUUUGUAUUUAGUUAAUACAGUGUGAUCCUUUUAACAUUAAAUAUUGAAUAUACAACAAUGAAGUGCUUUACAACAAUCGCUGUCUUGGCUUGCCUUUCCUUCGUCUCAGCCGAACCUCCAGUACCACAAAACAACUAUUUACCCCCCAAUCAGCAACAGCAACCCAAUAGCAAUUAUCUACCACCCUCAAACUCCUAUCAGGCACCUUCUAACAACUAUUUACCUCCCAAUCGUGGUGGUGCUGCUGGCGGCCCACAAGCUCCCUCCAACAGUUAUGGUGCUCCCGCUGUAACCGGUGCCAUUUUCCCUAAACAAGGUGGCGGUGCUGGUGGUUAUGGUGGUGGUAAUCAAAAUGGUGGUUAUGGUGCUGAAGAAAACUACGGACCUGCCAAAUACGAAUUCAAAUAUGAUGUUCAAGACUACGAAUCCGGCAAUGAUUUCGGUCAUAUGGAAUCACGUGAUGGUGAUUUAGCUGUUGGCCGUUACUAUGUACUCUUGCCCGAUGGUCGCAAACAAAUUGUCGAUUAUGAAGCUGAUCAGAACGGUUAUCGUCCCACCAUUCGUUAUGAACAAGUUAAUGGCGGUCAAGGUGCUGGUCGUGGUGGUUACAACAAUGGCGGUGGUUAUGAUAGCAAUGCACAACAACAACAAGGCAAAUUUGGUGGUUAUCAAUAAGGCUUUAGAAAGAUUUUCUUUUAAUUUAGGCUUAAAACAAAACAGAGAUUUUAUUCAUUCACAUUUAGUCGUUAUGAAUUUUGUAAUAAUUUUAGUUUUAAAAAUCACUCAUCACAAGUUAGUAGGAGAAGUAGGAAAAGCUUUCCAAACAAAAAGCUUUUCUUAAAAGAAAACUUUUCUUUUCAUUUAUGCAUACAUAUUAUACUUCUACCUCUAUCCAGAACUUUUAAAACUUUCAUAUUUUUUUUCACUUGAAUACAACAAAACAAAGCCUUAGCCUUAAGCAUUACCAAUCAACCAUUUUUCCAUCGUAACCAUCAAACUUGCCAUAAAGCUUUUUUUGUUGAAAAGAAUUUCUCUGUUCAUUGGACAACAAGAAAAGCUUUUUUGUUGUGUUUUUGUUUUUCGUUUUAACUAGUUAAUAAUUUGUUUAUAUAAAUAUAAAUAUUUUAUGCUAUCAUCA